AUGACUAAACCACUGCCAAUUCGUCAGCGUGCAUACGCACCAAAAACCCGCGCAGGUUGUGUCGGGUGCAAGACCCGGAGACGGAAAUGCGACGAAGCCAAGCCACAAUGCGAGGGCUGCCGCCGUCGCCGCCUGGUCUGUGUCUACGGGCCGAGCCGGGCUCAGCUUAGAGACACGACGAAGCAGCUAGUCAACAUUCAGCCAAUGCCAACCAGAGAGCUACAACUGUACCACGAGCCCUCGCGAUCUGUCUUUGCAAAGCUUUCAUCUGCCGAAGUCCCAUAUCUUGACUACUUUGUCCGUAAACUCGUACAUCGCCUAUCUUUCCCCGGUCUGGGCAAUACCGGCCUCGUCCAAUUCUUAUCUCAAACCGCGCUACAGCAGUGUGAGCAUAAUGAGCAUAUUCUCCACGCUGUGGUGGGCAUAGGUGCUCUGGCCUACUUCCGACAAUCCAAGUCUACCAAUGUGCCCCUAUACCAACAUCGCCUAUCGGGGUGUCUGGAGAACGAACACUAUCGCCGUGCCGUGAAGCACUACGGCCAAGCCAUCGCCAGCACGCGCAGCUUGAUGCAAGAUGAUGCCAGCAGACAGCCCUGGCUGGUACUAAUUACAUGCGUUCUUUUCGUCCUAUUUGAGCAGCUGCAGGACAAUACUGAUGCCAUCGACAAGCUGACGGCAUCCGUGAUCAAAUUCCUCAAUUCUCCCACCCGGGGAAGUCUCGCCAGCGGCGACCUGCUAGCAGCCGCUGUAGAUGAUACGGGCGUUGCAGAAGCCGAGCAUUUCAUUUGCAACAAUGUGGUCAAUAAUAGCAUGUUCUCCCCCAUGUAUCCACAGUGCCGCAAACACCUUCAUGACCUGUCCAUCCUGUCCCCGCAAAUGGCUGCCAUAGUAGGUCCCGAGAAGAGUGUAGCCGAAUUUGUUUCCGGGUGGUUCAGGGUUGGGACCGUCAUGGUUUCACCAUCCUUAUCAUUUGCCCAAGAUCUCACCAUGCCCCGCGAAACGGUGAUUGCCAUCAUGAGCGCAUGGGAACAAGAGACUCAGAGGCGACUGUUAUCGGAUCCGAAACCUACCGGCCACUCGGCAUUCCUGCUCCGCUACGUUGGUAUUGCCUGCAAAGCCGUGACCCAGAGCCCACCAAGGGGGCCCGCAGACCGAGAUUUGUCUGUCGGUGGGCACGAAAUCAUGGAAAUGAUGCAACUAAUCGAGGACGAAUUUGAAGCAAAUCGUCCAACCUUGACCCUGGAGGAUUCCGAACUCAUUGGCGAAGGAUCCUACGAUGUCACCCUCCCGGGUUUGUUUAUUGCCGCGCGAGACAUGUCAUCGUAUCCUGUGCGUCUUAGGGCAUUGAAUAUCUGCCGGCGGAUACUGCGGCCUUCGUCUUCUUGGAGCAACAAGGCUAUUUACCUUGGCCUUUGUGCCUUGGUCGAAAUAGAAGGGGCAGGGCAGACACAAGAAGGGGCAACCGAAUCUCAGUUGGGGGAACAAUAUAAUUGGACUGAAGGCUAUUGGAACGAGGACUAUACCAAGCUGCAUGUUGUACUCCAAGCCGUGACACCACCAGGGGAUCUCGGCCACACACCCAGACGCAGACACCUGAUUGUUUCGCCUCAAGCCUAUGGUCUGGCUUGA
This is a messenger RNA of Pestalotiopsis fici W106-1, 1629 nucleotides long. RefSeq lists its product as uncharacterized. The record is from RefSeq and is a predicted model, not a curated record. The coding region runs from base 1 to 1629 and encodes 542 amino acids. The transcript is spliced from 2 exons. Gene Ontology annotation, molecular function: zinc ion binding; DNA-binding transcription factor activity, RNA polymerase II-specific. Lineage: Eukaryota; Fungi; Ascomycota; Sordariomycetes; Amphisphaeriales; Sporocadaceae. Gene Ontology annotation, biological process: regulation of DNA-templated transcription.